CUUAGGACUCACCAGCCAAAAGCCAUGCUGCUGUGGCUGACCCUCACCUUCCUUUGGAGCACCAUCUGCUGGGCACAUGAGAUGUUUGGGAAUGGAGGAGGAACGUAUUUCAGUACACCUGCAGGCAAUGAAAAUGAUAUAACUGGGAUUCGGGUGUCUAUAAGUCCUAUAGGCAUAUUUAAGAGUAUCCAGGUGAAAUAUGGAUCCUCCUGGAGCGAAACAUAUGGUGUCUCAGGCGGGCAAGCCCAGGAAUUCAACCUGUGGCCAGAAGAACACAUUAUAGGGCUGUACGGCAUGUACAAGAUUUACCUCCGGUACCUGGCCAUAUACACCGACAUUGGGCGCUGGGCUGCAUUUGGGAAAGAAGACGGCCGCAGCUUCCUCGUCUAUUCUGAGCAGCCCGGACAGGUGCUCAAGGAAGUCUUUGGCCAGUAUAAGCUCCUCGGCAUCUCGGGCCUCGGUUUUAAGUGGGGUGAUCCUAAAAUAGAUCUUGAAUCAGCACAAGCACAAAACUCCACAGGGAAGUGA
Molecule: messenger RNA, 528 nt
Organism: Hipposideros armiger (great roundleaf bat)
Lineage: Eukaryota; Metazoa; Chordata; Mammalia; Chiroptera; Hipposideridae
Gene: ZG16B
Product: zymogen granule protein 16B
Exons: 3
Coding region: 25-528 (167 amino acids)
Source: RefSeq, a predicted model, not a curated record